This is a messenger RNA of Coprinopsis cinerea okayama7#130, 1698 nucleotides long. RefSeq lists its product as hypothetical. The transcript has 3 exons. The record is from RefSeq and is a predicted model, not a curated record. NCBI's taxonomy places the organism in Eukaryota, Fungi, Basidiomycota, Agaricomycetes, Agaricales, Psathyrellaceae. The coding region runs from base 1 to 1698 and encodes 565 amino acids.
AUGUCCGAGCCUUCCCAGACUCCCGCUCCUCCCGCACAGACCUCUGCAGCUCGUGGAAAGCAAAAGGCUUUUACAGGCGCUAUCAAUGUUGGCGCUGAAGAUGUCAAGUACCAGGCAAAGUACAAGGAACUCAAGCGCAAGGUCAAGGACAUCGAGGCGGACAAUGACAAGCUCCAGGUCAAAGUCAUGAACGCCAAACUCACGAUUCAGCGUAUGAAAAUGGAACGAGCUGUUCUAUAUGAACGACUAGCCCUCUCCCCUAACUCUCCUUCCCUGCAAGAUCGAGUCCCUCUUCCAAUGGCUGCGCCUUCUGGGGUCCCUCCUCAUCAGCCUAUGUCAACCCCCCAUCACCUUCGAGACGUUCAUGAUCAUUCUGCUGCUUCUGCAGACCCCGAUCCAGGAUUUCCUGCCUUUCAGGAGUACGCUACUCGUCCACGGGGAACACCCACCCAACCUCAGUCCAUCGAAGGCCGCCCUCCGACCGCGAUUGACACUGUCCCUCCUCCAGGAGUGGCUCAUUCGCCGCAUAUGUCAAUCACACAUUCACCAAGGCGUGUCUCCGCAGAACACGAAGCCCGACAACGCAUCCCAAUGGGAAGGCCUCUGCCACCUUCGGGUAUGGGUCCAUACGAACGCUCUCAUUCCUCGUCACACGCUAGCCCUCCCAUGGAGCACGACUACCCUCCUCCAACUCAUCACAUACGGACCCGAUCCCAAUCUUCCUCGCGUUCCCGUACCCAUCAGAUGCAACCAUCUUCUUACCGGGAGGGACAAUACCCCGAAAUGCAGACUCAAGCUUUUAGUCCCCACCUUUCUGACCAGGAGCGAUCUAGGCAUUCAGAAAUGCGUAAUAUGCCUCCUCAACCCGAGCCUCAUGCUCACCCCCACCACCAAGCGCCGCUAGCACAAUUGUCUCCCCGAAGCAGCACCUCUGACUUACGCGCACGAAUGCACCCUCAUCAACGCGUCGGGCCUGGUACGUAUAUCAACAGGGACGAAUACCCUGACCGCCAGCAGCGGGAUCUCGAUCGUGACCGCGAAUGGGACCAAGAGCGAACCACUCGCGAUCUAGCGCGUAAUCGUGACAUGCCACCGUCCAUCCAUUCUCCCCAUUCGGUUCAUCGGACCCGCCAGCCGAUGGAUAGAAAUGACUAUCCUGAUCACCAUAUGUCCUCAGCCCGUGACGAACAGCCUCAGUUUUAUGACGCCCCUCCUUCAAGGUCAUACCCUCAUGUCUCCCGCUCCGGUACACCUGGCUCCGCUUCAGGCUCGGGGGCCGGUUUAAACGAAGACUCGUCCAGGCCCGACUCUCGAGCUGCUCAGUAUUACCAAGAACAAGACAGAGCCCGAACUUCCACUUACAGAGUUCGAACCGUUGGUGGACCCAACUCUGGCGAAGAAAAUAUGGAUUUCUUGCAUGAAGAUGGACGAGCUCACCCUCGAACUGAUCGUGCCCCUAGUGGCGGCGGCAAUUUCCCAGUCCCGGAACAGACCCUGCCGUCUGCAGAGUCCAGGAAGAGAAGUCGGAACGAGAUGGAUGUGGAUAGCGAAAAUGACGUCGCGGAUAGCUCACGCGGUACAGGCCACUACUCGACCAGUCAUUCAGCAGAAGACAGGGGUGCCAAACGCUAUCAUCGAGAACGGGCGCACCGCCGGAGUAUGGACGGUCUUGAAGAUAACAGAGUGGGGCCUUCAUGA